GGCUCUGGCCCAGCGUGGCCCCAGCCCAAUGCCUGCUGCACCGGAGGAAAGGCUCCCAUCCCAGCCGGCAGGACACCGGGUGCUUCCCCUCGGAGUUCAGCCAGCUCAGCCCUGGGAGCCAAGGAGCAGAACCAGAAGUGGAAGGAGGAAGUGGCACGUGCUGUGGGUCACGAGUGACGGACUGGGUUUCCCCUUGGCAUUUACACCCCUCGAGCAUAAACAGCUUGUACAGAGUAUGGGAGUAGGGUCUAGUGGUUAGAGCAGGGGGCUGGGAGCCAGGACACCUGGGUUCACAGCUCUUUCACUUACUUACUGUGCAAGUCCACGGCCAAGUCCCUCUUAGUGCCUCAGUUUCCUCUCUAUAACACGGGGAUAACGAUACUGACCCACCUUUGAGAGCCCCAGGUGACAGCGUCCGGGUGAGGGGGCCAAUGGCUAGGCACAAAGGGGGGUGGGGAAUCCAGGUGCGUCUGACUCAGAGGGGCAAUUUCCCACCCUCCAACGCCACAGAGUGCGAAUUCCAGAAGCCUGUCGACACGUCAGUGAACCCAGGAGUGGCGGGUCAUAACACUGCACUGCGAGCCCUGAACCGCUCACGGACAUUCGCUCAUGGAGUAGCGACCAUCAUGCACCUGCCAAGGGGAAACUGCGGCACGUGGUGGGGAAGUGACUUGCCCAGGAUUGCACAGUGGCUGGGCUGGGAUCAAACACCAGGUCUCUAGAGGAGCUGUGAGGUUAACCAUGAGACCCGCCCUUCCCACCACGACGGUUGGACAGCCCCCUCCCUCCAUCAGGCUCGCUUGCUCACCAAGCUCCCAAGCAUGCCAAUGAUGGUCAGUCAUCAACCCCGCCCAGCUGCAGGCUUUCCGUGCCCUCCUGGGACAGACGGACCCCACCAUGCAUCCACGGGGAGCACUGCACUUCGGAGAGCAAUUCGGAUCCUGCUUUUCUUCCAAAUGCGGGCAAGCCCCUGCAUCCCCCGGGGUCAGCAGAGCCACCAGCUCCGAGUGUGAACUGCCAGCUGCUUCGGGGUUAACCACGCGAUAAUAAACCCUGCGCAGCUGCACAGAACGCGCCAAACACCCCAGCUCCUGUCAUGCGCCAGCGACUCAAAACAACCGCCAGGCUGGGGCCGACCAGCGCCCUGACGGGGAUCAGUACGGACACAGCCCCCCUCUGGGAGACAGCCCGGCCCUGAAGAGCUCACAGUCUGAACAGGCAAGACCGACACAUGAGUGCAAAUUCCAGAAGUCUGUCGACACGUCAGUGAACCCAGGAGUGGCGGGUCAUAACACUGCACUGCGAGCCCUGAACCGCUCAUGGACAUUCGCUCAUGGAGUAGCGACCAUCAUGCACCUGCCAAGGGGAAACUGCGGCACGUGGUGGGGAAGUGACUUGCCCAGGAUUGCUCAGUGGCUGGGCUGGGAUCAAACACCAGGUCUCUAGAGGGGCUGUGAGGUCCGUGGCACAAGAAGCACACAGCCUAGCCCGCCCGGGGUCCUGCUGGGGCCAUGGCCCUGGUGCCCCUGAAGAAGAGGAGAAGGGCCCCGUCCCCACCAGCCGGGCCCCCAGGGCCUGGGCGCUUCCCCGACGUGGUGCUGUGCCUGGUGGAGAAGCGGAUGGGUGCCAGCCGCAGGGCCUUCCUCACCCAGCUGGCCUGGGCCAAGGGCUUCCGUGUGGACAGGGCCUACAGCGCCGCGGUGACCCACGUGGUGUCGGAGCAGAACUCGGGGGCCGAGGUGGCCCAGUGGCUGGAGCAACAGCGGGAGGAGUGCGGUGACGGCGGGGACCCCGCCCUGCUGGACAUCAGCUGGUUCACGGAGAGCAUGGGGGCCGGACGGCCCGUGGAGAUUGAGUCCCGGCACCGCCUCAGGGUGGCAGAGCUGGCUCCGCAUGGGCGGCAGAUGGCACCGUACGCCUGCCAGCGCCGGACCCCGCUUCUCCACAGCAACCAGCCGCUGACGGAGGCGCUGGAGACCCUGGCGGAGGAGGCGGGGUUCAGCGGCAGUGAGGGGCGCAGCCUGGCAUUCACCAGGGCAGCCUCGGUGCUGAAGGCCCUGCCCGGCCGGCUCGGCGCCCUGGAGGAGCUGGGGUCUCUGCCUGGCAUCGGGGAGCACUCCCGACGGGUCAUCCAGGAUGUGCUGGAAGAUGGCGUCUGCGCGGAGGUGGAGAGAGUGAAGCUGUCGGAGAGAUACCGGACUAUGAAGCUCUUCACCAAGAUUUUCGGGGUUGGGGUGAGGACGGCCAGCCGGUGGUACCAGGAGGGGCUCCGGACGCUCUUGGACCUGCAGGAGCGAAACACCAAACUGACCAGGCAGCAGCAAGCAGGGCUGCGGCACUAUGGCGACCUCAACACCCCGGUGGAGCGCAGUGAGGCAGAGUCCACCAGCCGGGCGGUGCAGGAGGCAGUGAAGCGGUUCCUGCCCGGAGCCUCAGUGACGCUGGCCGGCGGGUUCAGACGGGGGAAGCCGCGUGGCCAUGACGUCGACCUUCUCCUCACACACCCCGAGGAAGGCAGAGAGGUGGGGCUGCUGAGCCGCGUCGUCAGCUGGCUGGACAGCCAGGGUUUGAUACUCUAUCAGCACAGCCAGGAGAACAGCUAUGGGCUCCGGGAGGGCCCUGAGCCGCUCGGGGGCAGGGACGUCAUGGACCGAUUCGAGAGGUGCUUUUCCAUAUUCCGCCUGGAGGCGCAGGGGGGCCCGGGUGCUGCCCGAGGCUGGAAGGCCGUCAGGGUGGACCUGGUCGUGGCUCCGGUCAGUCAGUUCCCAUUCGCUCUGCUUGGCUGGACCGGCUCCCGGCACUUCGAGCGUGAGCUCCGGCGCUUCGCCAGCCGUGAGAGGAAGAUGGUCCUGAACAGCCACGCCCUGUACGACACCAGGCAGAACCUCUUUCUACCCGCUACGUCCGAAGAAGAAAUCUUCCAGCACCUGGGCCUGGAGUAUGUGCCCCCCGCACAGAGAAACGCCUGAACCCUGGAGUACGUGCCCCCCGCAGAGACCCCUCACUGCCCAGGAAUUCCCUCUCCAGCCCUGGAAACGGCCCCUACUGCCACCCGUGCUGGCUGCCUCCAGUGUGUUCCCCGAGUGACCCAGCCAGGCUGGCGCGAGUGGACUGAGCCCCCCGCGUCUGUGCCCA
Molecule: messenger RNA, 3135 nt
Organism: Caretta caretta (loggerhead turtle)
Lineage: Eukaryota; Metazoa; Chordata; Testudines; Cheloniidae
Gene: POLM
Product: DNA polymerase mu
Biological process (GO): double-strand break repair via nonhomologous end joining
Cellular component (GO): nucleus
Molecular function (GO): DNA-directed DNA polymerase activity; DNA binding
Source: RefSeq, a predicted model, not a curated record